Trypanosoma cruzi is the source of this 1713-nucleotide messenger RNA. RefSeq lists its product as uncharacterized. The transcript has a single exon. Gene Ontology annotation, biological process: cell division. The record is from RefSeq and is a predicted model, not a curated record. Gene Ontology annotation, molecular function: protein binding. NCBI's taxonomy places the organism in Eukaryota, Euglenozoa, Kinetoplastea, Trypanosomatida, Trypanosomatidae. Bases 1 to 1713 code for a protein of 570 amino acids.
AUGACUUACUACAGGGAACGGCGAAAAACGCUCACUGUGCAAGGGUUAAAGGAUGCUGUGCAGGAGAGUCUUGCAAAGUAUUUGUACGACAAUGCCAUUUUUUGCGCGGAGCGACUUUAUGCAUUGGCACCGACACACGAGUCAUUGCACACUGUAGCACAUUGCUACGUGACAAGUGGGGACGCUGGAACAGCCUACCGAAUCUUGCGGGCACAUUAUCCCUAUUUGUUGUCGGCCACUCCCUCUUUUGCCACUACGAAUAGUAGUACUAGUGGCAAUGGGACUGGUGUUGGAAGCAACACUGCUGCAGAUGCUGCGGCACGAUGGGAUUGCCAGUAUCUAUUGGGGGUAACAUGUGGUAUGACCCAGCGGUAUAUGGAAGGCGAGAGCUUUCUUGAGGAACUUGAACGGCAACAAUCGUCUUCUGAGGUGCUGUACUGGCUGGGUGUUUGUCGCCGGCACCUUCGUCGUGGUUAUGCGGAAGAGGCAUUUGCAAAAAGUGCCGUGUUAGAUCCACUCAAUUUUGUAGCUUUUGAGAAUCAUGUGAAAAUGACGCGGACUCCCCGAGAAGAAGUGCGCUGCAUAUAUACCGAUGCAGCGCCGGGGGUGGGGGCUGAGGAUGCCGUAAGGCGUUCUUCAAUGAGUGGGAUGGGGAUAGGCGGUGUGGGUGGUGCCCACAGACAUGUGAAGAGGGAAGCACUACGACUGUACCUGUCGCCCUUUGCUUCUGUGACUUUUCUGCAGUGGACAUACCGAUGCAAAGAAGCACGGGCUUUGCUUCAACACGAAAGCUUUCCCGAGCGAGAUUCAGGAUGGGCAUUUGGAGCCCUUGCUAUGGCGUACUUUCACGAUGGCGAUGUGGAGAACUCGACGGUGGAAUUUGCUAAUAUGCGACGUGUGGCACCGUGGCGGUUAGCUGACCCCGCGCUGGUAUACUACAGCACUGCAUUGUGGCAACGCAAGGAAUUGGGAACAUUGGGUUCGCUCUCGCAAACACUUAUUAACGAAAUGCCCGCCUCACCCAUCACAUUGUGUGUUGUGGCCAACAAUUACAGUCUUGCUAAGGAGUCGAAGGAGUCUCUCUGUAUGCUUAACCGCGCCAUUCAGGUGGAUCACGACUUUGCGUACGCCCACACCCUCCGUGGGUACGAGUUAUUGUACCUGGACCUAAAGUCUGAGGCGGUGGAUGCUUUUCAUGAGGCAAUUCUAAUCGAUGGUGGCCACUACAACGCAUACGCAGGUCUUGGCGAGUUGUACUUUAGAAGUGAGGAUUUGCAAAAGGCGCGUAAUUACUUUCAACAAGCCAUCAGUAUCAAUCCUUUACCGACCAUCAUGAACCGGUAUGCCGCUACAUACCACCGACGAGAUGCCACAAGGGAAAGCCUGAAUGAAGCGCUGCGUAUAUAUGAAAGUGCCAUUCGAAGACAUCCGACCAACCUUGGUGCUCGUCAUCAGCGUGCAGAGGUGUUGAUUCGUCUCGGUCGCUUCCAUGAAGCCCAUGAUGAAUUGUUAGGGAUGACAAAAGAAUGUCCCGAUGAGGCAAUGUUGUAUGUGACACUUGCGAAGUGCGUUCAUCUCAUGGGCUUAACUGGUCAGGCGGUACAGUACUACCACACCGCGAUGGACUUGGACCCACGACGGGUCGGCUACAUUAAGAGCUGCUUGGAGAGGCUGGCGAUGGGAAAACCAGAUGUUGCGGAGGCGAAUGCCUAG